AUGGCAGAAAACGCGCCGCCUGCGACCUCGUCCACUCUCCCGCCCCCUCUUCAACCAUCUGCUGGAGCCCCAGGUCAGCCCCAAUUCGAUUCCGCUCAGGGUAACGGUCAGGGGACUGGCUCUCACAUGCCUCCUCCUUCGCUGCCGCCCGUGGUGAUCCCACAAAAGACAAACCCCAUUCCUACAGCCAUUACCUCGCCCAUGUCUGGGCAAAUGAUGUCGCCUACUAGCACGGGCGGCUUUGUGCGUCGAGCCGCUCCAGAACCAAACAAAAGAGCUCUCUACGUGGGUGGCUUAGACGCUCGAGUCACCGAAGACAUCCUCAAACAAAUUUUCGAAACAACCGGCCACGUGCAGAGUGUCAAGAUUAUCCCAGACAAAAAUUUUCAAAGCAAAGGCAUGAAUUACGGCUUCGUGGAGUACGACGAUCCUGGUGCUGCUGAACGAGCCAUGCAGACCCUCAACGGCCGUCGUAUUCACCAAUCUGAAAUCCGGGUGAACUGGGCCUACCAAUCCACUAAUAACCACAAAGAAGAUACAUCGAACCAUUUCCACAUUUUCGUCGGUGAUCUGAGCAACGAAGUAAACGAUGAGGUUCUUCUCCAGGCUUUCUCUGCCUUUGGAUCUGUAUCUGAAGCCCGUGUUAUGUGGGACAUGAAGACAGGCCGCUCCAGAGGAUACGGUUUCGUCGCAUUCCGCGAUUUUGACGAUGCCGAGAAGGCUCUCAAAUCGAUGGAUCGUGAAUGGUUGGGCUCACGCGCAAUUCGCUGCAAUUGGGCCAAUCAAAAGGGACAGCCAUCAAUCUCGCAGCAACAGGCUAUGGCGGCCAUGGGCAUGACCCCCAGCACUCCGUUUGGUCACCACCACUUCCCAACUCACGGUGUCCAGAGCUACGACAUGGUUGUCGCUCAGACUCCUCAAUGGCAGACAACUUGCUACGUCGGCAACCUUACCCCAUACACUGCCCAAAACGACCUGGUUCCCUUAUUCCAGAAUUUCGGCUACGUUGUCGAAACCCGUUUGCAGGCAGACCGUGGUUUUGCAUUUUUGAAGAUGGACACUCAUGAAAAUGCAGCCAUGGCAAUCUGCCAGCUCAACGGUUAUCAAGUGAAUGGUCGUCCGCUUAAGUGCAGUUGGGGCAAGGAUCGUCCACCCACGGGACAGUUCGAUGGCUACCAAGGCCAACAAGGUGGCCCAGGCUUUAAUGCAUCUCCUUACUUCCCACAAUAUGGGGUCCCAGGUGCCCCGAUGAGUCCUCAAGGUCCUGCUCCUGCUGGCCGCGGUUGGGACCAACAAGGUAAUAACUUCACUGGCGGCGCCGUUCCCGGACAAGGCUAUCAGCCUCCUGCCAAUGUGAGCGGCUAUGGUCGUGGACAAACCAAUGCUGGUAACAACAACUUCAAUCAGAGUGGCUACCAGUCCUAA
Messenger RNA from Talaromyces atroroseus, 1425 nucleotides. RefSeq lists its product as hypothetical. Lineage: Eukaryota; Fungi; Ascomycota; Eurotiomycetes; Eurotiales; Trichocomaceae. The record is from RefSeq and is a predicted model, not a curated record. The transcript has 5 exons. The coding region runs from base 1 to 1425 and encodes 474 amino acids. Gene Ontology annotation, molecular function: RNA binding.